UUUCACGUGAAAGAGUCAAUGCUAAAUCCAGUUUGAUAUAGAAAUCUGUUUCAGAGACGUCAGCACGCUGAAGGAAAGAUCAGGAGAUGACACUUUGAGUUGGUGAACAGUAUGAAGCUGUUUUAUCCUAGUUCUUAACAAUGUCAGUUAGUGAAGAUGAGAACCAACCUCUCUUAACAAAUGGAAAGUACCAAGUCUCUAAGGGCACUCCAAAUUCCAAAAACAUAAAUGAGCCCACAAGCAGUUUUGAACAAGGAAUGAACCACAGAGAAAAUAGUUGUCUCAUCCUACCUUGUGAAAACCAAGAUGCAGUUAAAAUCAAUUUACCUUCUCCAGAAAGAGAAGAGGCAAGGCUUCCUUCAGAAAUAUGUAAAACUGUUAUUGCAUUUUGGUUUAUGUUUUUCAAUCUGGUUUUAAAUCUAACCUGUCUUGCCAUUGUGCAUGACAGAGUACCUGACAGAUCAAAGUAUCCUCCUCUUCCAGACAUUUUCUUUGGUGUUUUUUCAUCAGCAGAUUGGGCAUUGGAUGUGUCAGAAAUAAUCAUAAUCACCUCUGUGUGGUCCUCUCUUCUUAUAAUUUUCUUUCACCGACAUAGAUUUAUUGUCCUUCGAAGAAUAUUUCUGAUCAUGGGAUUGUUAUAUUUCUUCCGUAGUAUUACUAUGUUUGUCACUCAAGUUCCUGUAGCAAGCAUAACAUAUUACUGUUCGCCAAAGAAAAACAACACAACUCCUAUCUUGAUUGUAAAGCGAGUUCUUCACCUAUUGAGUGGGUUUGGACUAUCCAUUAAUGGUCAACAUACUUUUUGUGGUGAUUACAUUUACAGUGGUCAUACAGUAAUUUUGACCAUGACCUACCUUGUAAUCAAUGAAUACACUCCACGACGCUGCUGGAUUCUUCACUGGGCUUUUUGGUGUGCUAGUGUUACUGGCAUUUUUAUGGUAUUAUUGUCUCGAGGACAUUACACAGUAGAUGUGGUAUUGGCAUAUUUUGUAACAUCAAGAGUCUUUUGGAUUUACCAUACUUUGGCAAAUAAUCACUUUCUAAAGGAUAACACGCAUUGCAUCGGAUGAGCCUUCUGUAAAGGAGUUCCCUCAGUGUGAUAACAUUUUUGAUCUUCAAAUGUUUUAGUGUUAUGUUCACUUGUUUUAAUCACUGUUUCAAAGCUUGAUAUCAGAUUUAUCAAAGCCUUCAUUCAACCUAAUUGAGAGGUGUCAAUCGUGUAUUAAAUUAUUAUGCUCUGGUUGCUUAGCACACAUAAUUAAAUGUGAUAAUUGAUUCUUCAUAAUCAAGUUGAUGAUUACUUCUUCACUUGUAUUUAACCAAAUUGAUUAUUUUAAACCACUAACCAGAUAUAUGCUGUCCUUAGCCAAGCUUUGAAGGUGACUGUGCUGGUCAUAUUGUUACCCUUCCACUUGACCAUGUGUGUCUCUAGAUUGUUAUAUAAAUACACACUUUAUGUAAGACUAUUGCACAUUUAAUUUUUUUUCUAAUAUCUUGAUUAUCUAGAAUAACUUUGAGAUUAUUUUUAUGAACUUUUGGAAUAAAUAUAGAUUUUGUUAAAAGAGUUGGCACUUUUGCAUUAAAAUCCAGAUAAAAGUUAGAUAAAUAACUAUCUCUUGAAAUGAUAGGAAGCUAAAACUAAUUAGAAACUUCAUUGUCAUAACAAGAAAUUUGUGAUUGUUGGAGUUCUUGAUGUUUUAAGCCCUGUAUAGUUGUAAAGUCACCUUGUGAACAAGGUUCUCAAGUUAGAUGUAAAGUUUAGAAAAGAAAAUAGCAAAAUGAAGCCCUUUUUUAUACAAGAGAGGUUUGAGUUUCAGUAAGAAACUGUGAAGAUUUACUAUGUACAGUAAUUAUUUCUCUUUAAAUCUGUGUGACUCAACUUGUUGUUAAAUUUACUUAUAGAAAUGUACUUAUUUCAGAAUUUAUAUUAUUUCACUUUGGUUUCAGAAGUCCUAUUGGUGCUCAACAAAGGUGUUGUUAAGAUAUAGCUUUUGUCUGUCAUAAUUAUUUCAAUCAGACAGAGGAAGUCAAAGAUUUUCAGUUAAGAGUUUUUGUUGCUUUGGGUGAAUAAUAUCUUAAUGUAGUCACAAAUUUGAAAUUAUAUAAUAAUUAAAGAAUUUUAAUAUUACUAAUCAAAACUUGUCAAAAUAUUGUGUAUUAAUACUAUAUUAUCUAUAUGUAUUGUUACUUGAAAUAAGUAGAGAAAGGAUUACUUUGCAUGUAUUUAUAUAUAUGGGAUUUGUGUGGCUUUAACACUCAGCUGAUAAUAGCUCUUGAUUUUAACUACUGAUUCUGGUUUGUGAAUUUGACCUUGUUAGCAUACACUGGUGACCUCUAAUUUGUUGCGUAGAAAACUCAGUGUCUUGUAAAGAUAUACAAUUAAGCAUUUACUGUGAAUUUCAAAAUAUUUUCAGUUAUUGUGAGUAAUUCUAUUGUUUUUUAUUUGAAAAGCUUAUAUUUACAAAGCAAUGUUUCUAGCUUAUGCAACCAAAUUACAUGUUUAAUUUUAGGACAAUAUAACUAAUUAGUUUAUUUGUCAACCAGCAGAACAUGUAAGAUCAAGCAAUGCCCAAGUUUAGGGUCUGUGUUCCUGUGAAUAACAUGAAAUUAUGAAGAAAUGUUAACUGUCCCAAGUUUAAGUGUGAAACUUAACAAUGCUUCACACAAUCCUUUGUAACUAUACAGGACAAGGUUUCUCAUUACUCAGCAGAAGUAUUGCUUUGUAUCUUAUUUCUUUUCAUUGAUUAGUAUUUUGUUCUGAAUGUCCCUUUUUAUCAUAUGUUGUUUUAGCUGGAAUUCCAUUUUUUGUGUGUUUUACAUCACUUGCUUUUAUUCUAUUUGUUCAUUGUCAGAGGGUUUUUUUUCUCUCUUUUUGAGUUGCCAGGUAGUUUACUCUGUUAAUAUCUUAUAAUACAAUGGAAAUUACCACAUUACAAACUAAAGACAAAACCAGACAUCACAUGUACUUUCUAUCUCAGUAAUCCCUUAAAAUCUCAUAACAUUUCCGACUAGAAAGUUUCUUUUUAUUGAUUCUUGUUUUGCUUUUCCACUUAAAGGUCCUUGUCAAUUAUUAAUAAAACUUGUGAGAUUCACUGUUUAUCAAACAUUUUAAGUCGGAAUCUUUCACCUUUUCUAGUAUAGAUUUACUUUCUGCUGGGGUAACUGUUUAGUAUUAGUGAUGUUAUUCUUUAGAGUUUAUUUCUGAGUAAGUGGUUUCUCAAUUUUUGACUAACAUAUGGCAGUUUAAUGAUCUUGUUAGACUCUUUGUGACAUUUGUCUUAAUAUCCUGUCUCCCCAACAAUUUAAAAUUUUCAUUUUGACAUAUAAUUUCCAUAACUGUAGUAUGUUGCCUAACCAACUUUUCUAGUUUUUUAUGUAUUUGAAAGCAGUUAGAUAUUUAGAAAUGACUACCAUAUUUCAAGUCAAAAACCCUUGGUGUGAUUUAUCUCUUGACUUCUUUGAAAAUCUAAUUAGUCUUUUGCAUGCAAGAUACUUGCAUAUUACAAAGAAUGGAUUCUCCUCUGUGGAAUGUUUUGCAUUCCUUUAUGUAUUUUUGCAUUUUUAUAUACAUAUUUUAUUUUAGAUGUGAGUUUUUCCCAUUAAAUGUACAAAAAUAUACCUUACAACCUUUCAUACAGUGUCAAGAAAAUCAAUUUUGUUGUGUUUAUGCAGAUUUAUUAGCAGUAUAACAUUCUAAAUACACUUCAGGUAACUACCUAUUUCUUUGAGUAACUAUCUGAUUUUGUAUUGGUACUGUUUUGAAUUUCAAGCUUUAUGUUUCAUUUUUAUCUUUGUUAACAUAUAUAAACACCUACUUAUUUGAAUAUGUUAAAAUUCAUCAAAAAUAAAUGGUAAUUUUUUUUCAUAACAAACUUUAGUUAUUUUUAGUUUUUGCUACUGUGUAUGUAACAACAUACCUCCCUGUUACUAGAUCAAAUGAAAUUAUUAUUCUGAAAAAAAAAUAUUUUUAUGGAAUAAAGAUCUGUAGGUACAAGUUUCAUAUUAUAUAUUUUUUGAAAUGUAUCAAAAAACGUAUAAAGAUAUUUACUAGUAGUUGUGUAAUAACAUCAAUCAAUGAUGUUUAAAUAUGAUGUUUUGUUUAACCAAAUUAUUUCUGUUUAACAUUAUAUAUCUAUGUAAGCCCACACUUAAAUUUGUAGUGUACAUUUUAUAACUGAUUGAAGCAUUUAUGUUUGUGUAAUAAAUAUUUGAAUAAAUAAAUGUGUAAUAAAUUUGAAAACUUUA
Limulus polyphemus (Atlantic horseshoe crab) is the source of this 4245-nucleotide messenger RNA. RefSeq names its product phosphatidylcholine:ceramide cholinephosphotransferase 1-like. Gene Ontology annotation, cellular component: Golgi membrane; endoplasmic reticulum membrane. NCBI's taxonomy places the organism in Eukaryota, Metazoa, Arthropoda, Merostomata, Xiphosura, Limulidae. Bases 141 to 1070 code for a protein of 309 amino acids. The transcript has 6 exons. The record is from RefSeq and is a predicted model, not a curated record. Gene Ontology annotation, molecular function: ceramide cholinephosphotransferase activity; sphingomyelin synthase activity. Gene Ontology annotation, biological process: ceramide biosynthetic process; sphingomyelin biosynthetic process.